Aureococcus anophagefferens is the source of this 1740-nucleotide messenger RNA. RefSeq lists its product as hypothetical. The record is from RefSeq and is a predicted model, not a curated record. NCBI's taxonomy places the organism in Eukaryota, Pelagophyceae, Pelagomonadales, Pelagomonadaceae. The transcript has 2 exons. The annotation marks the transcript as partial.
AUGUCGCCCAUCGAAAAGCAAGCCGAGGCGUGGGCGUCGAUCGCACCUUCACCUCCGUCGACAACGACAACAACGCGCAUCCCGCCGCCGCGCGAGGGCGACACGGCCUUCGCGGCCCGGGAGCUCGACCGGCUCCAGUCGACCGUGCGGCCCGCGCCGUGCGACAUCUGGGCGCCCUUGGCGACGGCCGCCGCGGCGCGCGGCGACGACGUCGCGCUCCGCGACCUCGCGACCGGCGCGUCGUUCUCCUACGCCGCCGUGCUCGCGCGCGCGAGCCGCUUCGGCGCCUGGCUGCGGUCCGCGGGCGGCGCGACGAUCGGCGCGCGCGUCGGCCUCAUGACGCCCAACUGCGCGCCCGCGAUCGAGUGCCACUACGCCGUCGCCGGCUGGGCCGGCUGCGUCGCGCUGAACCUCAACCCGCGCCUCUCGCCCGACGAACUCGCCUACUGCCUCGAGGGCGCGGACUGCGAGGUCCUCGUCGCGGACGCGAGCUACGCGGGCCUCGUCCGAGAGGCUCUGAAACGCUACGAAAAAAUCCGCGCCGUCGUCUGGACUGACGUGCUGCACAAGGCCGCCGCGGACCUGGACGUGCCGACCUUCCUCUACGAGACCAUCGUCGCCGACGGCCCCGUCGUCGAGCGCCCCGAGGACGCCAAAGCGCUCCCGGGCUCCGCCGGCGCGGAGAUGUACUACACGUCGGGCACGUCGGGCCGCCCCAAGGGCGUCGUCCUCAGCCGGAAGACCGUGCUCUUGCACGCGCUGGGCUGCAUGGUCGAGCACCGCCUCAAGCGCGACGACGUCUGGCUCCACUGCGCGCCCAUGUUCCACCUCGUCGACGCCUACGCGAUCUUCGCCAUCACCUGGGUCGCCGGCACGCACGUCACGGUGCCGGCGUUCGCCGCCGCGCCCGUCUUCGACGCGCUCCGGGACCACCGCGUCACCGUGAGCAACGUGGCGUCGACGAUGAUCACGCUGCUCCUCGCGGACCCGGCCGUCGGAAAGGCGGACGCGUCGUCGCUCGAGAUGCUCUCGUGCGGCGGCGCGCCGCUCUCGGCCGCGACGGUCCUGAGCGCGCUCGCGACCUUCGACUGCGAGUUCUUCCUGUCCUACGGCAUGACGGAGUGCUGCGGGAAGAUCUCCAUGUCCCUCGUCGACGAGGCGACGCGCGCGCGCGUCGGGCCGGCGAAGACGCUCGACCUCAUCACGUCGUCCGGCCGCCCCUUCGGCCUCCUCGAGGUCCGCGUCGCCGACGCGGACGCCGUCGACGUCGCGCCGGGCUCCGGCGGCGUCGGCGAGGUCUGGAUCCGCGGGCCGACGCUCUUCUCGGGCUACGACGGGAACGCCGCCGCGACGGCCGAGGCCAUCACGCCCGACGGCUGGUUCCGCACGGGCGACCUCGCCAAGGUCGACGGCCACGGCUACCUGACGAUCACGGACCGCGCCAAGGACAUGAUCCUCGUGGGCUCGGAGAACGUCUACUGCGUCGAGGUCGAGCGCGUGCUCAACGACCACCCGGGGGUCAAGCUCGCGACGGUCUACGGCAUGCCCGACGACGCCAUGGGCGAGCGCGUCAAGGCCGUCGUCGUCAAGCAGGACGAGUCGCUCACGGCGGCGGCGCUCCGGCGCCACGCCGCGGCGAGGCUCGCGGAUUUCAAGGUGCCGUCGUCCGUCGAGUUCGUGACCCGGGCGGAGCUGCCCAUGACGGGCUCGGGCAAGGUCGCCAAGGCCGCGCUCAAGAAG